AGCCCUGGCUCUGUUUUGCAGUGCGCUGUGCGGAGCUGCAGAUCCAGCUGACGGAGGCCGUGUCGGGGCUGGCAGGGCAGAAGGAGUUGGUGGCCAAACUGGAACACGACCUCAGCACCAUCCAGGCCCUCUCUGCUGUGCAUCGUCCAGACGCAGAGGGCGCAGCCAUCCCCAGCCUGGAGAAGAUACCUGAGCCCAUCAAGGAGGCCACCGCGCUGUUCUAUGGUCAUCCACCGUCCCCCAGUGCCCCGUUCCCUGAGGGGCAGGUGGACUCACUGCUUUCCAUCAUCUCCAGCCAGAGGGAACGCUUCCGAGCCAGGAACCAGGAGCUGGAGGGGGAGAACCGCAUGAUGCAGCACACGGUGCACGCAUUGCAGAGCGAGCUGGACAACCUGCGGGCUGAUAACAUCAAGCUCUAUGAGAAGAUCAAGUUCCUGCAGAGUUACCCCGGCCGGGGCAGCAGCAGGGAUGACACAGAGCUGCGUUACUCCUCGCAGUACGAAGAGCGCCUGGAUCCCUUCUCCUCCUUCAGCAGGAAGGAGCGCCAGCGCAAGUACCUGAGCCUGAGUCCCUGGGACAAAGCCACGCUGAGCAUGGGACGACUCAUCCUAUCCAACAAGACCGCUCGCACUGUCGCGUUUUUCUACACGCUGCUCUUGCACUGCCUUGUCUUCCUGGUUCUCUACAAAACUGCCUGGAGUGAGAGCGUGGGCAGGGACUGCGCUGCGUUCUGCGCCAAGAAGUUCGCCGACCACCUGCACAAGUUCCACGAGAACGGGGAUGGCGGUGACAUGUGGCAGUGACAGCCUGACUGCACCACUCCUCCCGCAGCAGGAUCCGGCCCUUCACUAUCGCUUCGCUUUCUGCUUCGUUGGAUGGGGGCAACGCUGCACCUUCCGCCCCUGUUGGGAACCAGUAGCCCCAGUGCGGGGUAAGACCGACCCACGGCACUUUGAGGAUGGAGCCGGGGCUGUGGGAUGCUCAGCACCACCUGAGGGCAGGGCGUAAGAGCUGCUCCCCUGUGAGCCCGUUGGCUUUAGAUGAUGAUAUUUGCUCUCUGCCGUUGGGAAAUGUGAUCCAGGGAGGGGUGGGCUGCUCGCUGGGGCUUUGCUGGGACAGUUCUAUUGGCUUUUUUUAGAUGUUACGUAGGGUGGCUUGGAACCUCUGCUGCUAUUCACACUUGUACUCUUCGUAAAUCAUUUUGAAUAAUGUAGAGUUCUGCAGGAUGAGUGAUUAAAUAAACAGCUAUGCAUUGAG
Meleagris gallopavo (turkey) is the source of this 1257-nucleotide messenger RNA. NCBI's taxonomy places the organism in Eukaryota, Metazoa, Chordata, Aves, Galliformes, Phasianidae. The record is from RefSeq and is a predicted model, not a curated record.